AAGUUUUGCGACAUUGCCAUAAAUCGGCGAACAACAUUGCCCGCCAUUUUUACAAGUGACAGCUACAGUUUACAUCAAAAAUGCGUAUCAAAUAUCUUUUACCCUAGGUUGUAAUGAAACAAAACUGAGAAUGGACACAACAACCUCACAUUUUCUUCCUUCUGAAAUAGCGAGAUUGGUAUUGGGUUUUUUGGAAAGUGAAGGAUACACAUCUACAUAUAAAACUUUCAUGAAAGAAUGCAUUCAUCUGCAAGAGUAUGUGGCCUUAAUGAAAAGAGGAAGACAUUAUCCACUGACGAUAAGUGGAUUUACUCUUAUACAAAUUAUUGAGAAAUUUGCACAGUUUUAUUUAGUGGAUGUGAACAAUCAGAAAGUUGGAUUGAAUGCAUUAUGGAAUCAGCUUGAUUCAGUAACUGCUUGUUUGAAAAGAGCAACGCUAAACAAAAAUUUACGAGUUGAGGGGUGUAGUCAAACCUCACGCACAAGAAGGGCAAAUGUCAUAGCAAAAUAUGGAGUUAAUGAGAAGGGGGACAGUGGACAAACAGCUGGUGUCAGUGCCUCAGACUUAAAGAUAUCUUCUCAAAGGUCACAGAAAAUUAUUCAAAAUAGAACAAUUGUGCCUGUUGAAUGUUCAAAUGAAAGAAUACCAGUACCUAUAAGUACAUUAUUAGUUCCAAAAGAGUCACUUAGUAACACAAAUGAAAGUCAAAAUGAAAAAUUAUUAUCAGAAGUCCAAUCUCAAGAAAAGCAUUCAAGUAAUAAUAGAACUCAAAUAUUAAUAUUGAAAAGUCCUUCAAAAACAGUAAAACCUAGUCACACAUCUCUUCAUGCUAAUUCACCGUCUGCUAUCUCUUCCACUUAUUCAAUAAAUGAAAUAUUACCGACAAACAAUAGCACCUCCAUUACCUCAAGUAGCAUUGAAGGUGAUACUGUAAGUAGUAUUGGAGGUGAUCAAAUUGUACAUAAAAGCAGUGAAAUAGUUUCUACAAUAAUAAAUACUAUACAGACAAAUCGUGUGCCAUCAGAAAAUGACAAUCUAUCAAGUCAUGUUGGUGAUGAUAAUGGAGCUGGUUUCCAUGAUGAUAUGGAAUGUGAUACACAGUUGUCUCCCUUACCUCAAUCAGUUAGAGAGAAUGUUAUUAUUGAUAAAGAUACUUCAAGGGAAGUAAUCCAAAACUCAGUCUGUGAUAGACCAAGUAAAGAGAAUUUAGUGCCGGAUGAAACAGUGAACCUGGCUAAUCAUUCAGUGUGUAGUGAAGGAAGUAAGGAGAAUUUGACUACUAAUGAUUCAAUAAUCAAAGCCAACCAAAUUGCUUUAAAUGUUAAUGAUACAGAAAUAUUAAUAGUUUGUGAUAAAUCUAGUGGAGAAAAUUUGACUCUGGCUUGUGAGAAUUUGUUUACAAGUGGCAUUACAAUACCAGUCUGUGAUAAAUUAAACAGGGUAGGCCUGUUAACGGAAAGAAUGAACACAGACGUGCCAUCCUCUCCACUACAGACAGAAAAUAACAGAGAUAUAAGUGUUACAAGUAGUAAGCCAAAUGAAACAGUCAGAGAAAACAAAAUGGAUAAUGUCUUGUUUAGAAAUGAUCCAGUUCAGGAGACCACAGAAGAUAUUGCUGUAAUUCAGCUUCCAGAUGUCCAGACAGAAAAUGCUGACUCAGUGGUUCCAGUUACUCCUCGGAAAGUUGUGCCACCUAAUGACUUGCCUAUAAUGAAAACACCAGGGAAAAAAAUAAGAGAGUAUGGACUACAAGGGCAAGGAAAGUCUCCAAGAAGAAAAAGACCACCAAAAAGAAAAUCCCAUGGAGAUAAAAUAACAGAGAGAAGAUCGAGUUUACCACAUCUGAAUGACAGUAGUAACAGCAAUGAUGGAUCCCUGCAUGAUUCAUUUCCCACUCAAUUUCUAGAGCAAUUAUUAAACAACCCUUUACUACAUGAGAAGCUAGCAGAAAAUAUAAACAAGACAAUCAACUGUUCUGACCUGAGUAAAUCACAGAAUCUGUCGGACGUCAUUUUAAUACACGAUACUAGUCAGAAAUCGGGAGCUGGAACACCUAAACCAUCAACUAGUUUGGAAGAUAUACUGGAUCCACAUGAAACCCAGAUGACUGGUGACCAGAUUAAUGAUGUUAUUGAUAUGACCAAAGGAGAUGCUGUGUUUGAUUCAUUGUUCAAACUAUUUCAUGAAGAUUCCAGAGCUGGUUCCUAUUCAUCAGAUAAUAGACUAGAUGAGGUCCAUAGUAUGGUGUCUGGUGUCUCACCUUUAUUACCAGUGACUACGGCAAAUUAUCUUUCAUGUGAUAAUACAACUAUAAAUUCUGCAUUUAAACCUAUCAAUAGCGCUGAAUGUGACUUUACACCAUCAUUUCCUAUUGUGACAACUAAAACACGUUUUGAGAAAAGCUUUGAGAAUAAAUAUGUCAGUGAGGAUUCAAUAAAUGCAGUUUUACAAAGUUACUCAUCUGUUCACACGAGAACUUUAAAUACUCCAACAGAUUUUUCUGUUAUUUCAAAUAUGACUUCUUCAAGUGUUCACACUUCAACAUCAUCAUGUAUUACACCUACAGUGACAAUAUCAACAGCUUCUAGACUUGAAUUAACAUCUCAGUCAACUUCUGUUACAUCAACAUCUAGAUCUGUUGUGUGUUUACAAUCAUCCUCAUCAACCAUGUUAAAUCAAGAGUCAAUAGAUCCAGAAGUAGUCAGCCAGUCUGGAUCAUCAAAAUGUUUAACAUCAUCUGUAUCAUUGACUUCAGAUCAAAAUCUGGUAUCAUCAGCAUCAAAUUACCCAUUGCCAUCUGCAAGCAUAAUAUGUUCUCCAUCAAACAACACAGGCCUUACAUCAAAUAACAUUUCUUCUGCUAUCAGUACACCAUCAAACCAGUCUAUUCCGGUGACAACAGGUUCUAAUCCAGUAUCAAAAUCUACUUCAUACAUAACAUUUGUGAAGGGUGUAGCAGCAACAGAGAACAGUAGUACACCAGUUGGACAGAGGGCGAGUCCUCUUACAGUACAGAUGGAAGAUACCACUGAAACAUUUAAAGGACUACCAUCAGAUGUUAAACAGCUGUUUUCUUCAUUUGAAGAAAAUCUGUCAGAGCUUUCAAAAAGCCAGGAAGAAGCCAAUGAAAAACAAACAAAUGGUAAUACCAGAUCACUGAGGAAGAACAAGAAAGUAUCUCCAAAGACACCAUCUAAUAGAAAUAAAAUAUCACCCAAAUCACAAAAAAAGUCUUCCAAAUCAAAAAAUAAAAAGGAAUGUCAACAAAUAGAAGACUCAGCAUCAGUGCAUAAUGUAGAAUCUUAUUUAGGAUUACCACCACAGCAAGUGGUCCAGUCAGAUUCUAAUAAAACAAAAAAGUCUCCAAAAAAUAGUAAAAAGACAUCACCAUCUUCAAAAAAUGCAAUAGAAAUACCUGUGAAGAAGAAUUCCAAAAACAGCACAGCCAAAAGUAAGGACACUAGAUCCCCAAUAGCUGGUAAACCAAAAGAAAAAAAGCUCACACCCAGACCACAGAUUAGAUGUGAUCCUCUCAAGCCCAAGAAUGACAACAAAGGGACUAAAUCAUCACCUUUAAUUACUACAUCAGCUUCUAAAUGGUCUUCAGAUUUAUCAGCAUUGAUAAAGAUUGCAUCCCCAGAGAAAGAAAGAAAGGAUUGUGUACAAGAGAAGACAAAUGAAAUAUCUUCAGGAAUCACACAGACUCCUACUGGGAGAAAAAAAGCUGGGAAAUCUCAACAGACUCCUAUUAGAACUCCUUCAGAAAAGUCAGGGAAGAGUUCAAGAAAAACACCUUUAUCUAAUUUAAAGAAAUCUGAUGCUAAACAAACCUCACAAUCGGAACCACAAACCUUUCUAUGUAGUAUUUCUCCAACUUCAAAGGACUUUAGACAUGUGCCACUGAAAAAUACUAGCACUAUUGAAGAAAAGACGCCUUCAGGGAUUAUAAAACUUGGACCAUCAUGUUUAGGUCGUGUUCUUAAAAUGAAUACACAUUUUUCUGAAUGCACGAAUACAGUAAUAAUUCCUGACAAUGUUCCAACCAUCUCCAAAAAUUUGGCACCUUAUGGUAAAUCUUCCAAAAUUCGUAUGAAUAAAAGAACAAUAUCGCCACUACCAAUAGCUCCAAUUCUGUCAAUGCCAACGCUGGAUGGAAAUAGUAAUGACAAUUUUAUGCUUAAUGAUCCCAUAGUUUUGACACCAACUGUUCAAAGGGUAACGGAACAUGUUGCAGAUGAAAAUGAAAUGGGCCAGAUACUAAAAGCCAGUACAGAUGUAAUGCAUGCGAGAACACCUCCGUCUAAAUUUGAUAAUAUAAUUUAUACCCCGAAUUCUGAUUAUUUAGAAUCACCAGUCAAACAAGUUUCAGGUGAUAGGAUGAACAUAAUUCAGCAUACUACUACUCCUAAUUUAAAUGGUAUUCCAAACAGCCCACCGGUCCAAGCCAUUUACACAGCAACACCGAUAUCAGAUUUUGUUGGAACACAAAAUGUACACAUAAGACCUUUGGAUUUUGAUGCUAAGUCUUAUUCUAGUCCUUUAACUGUAAACAAUGGUAAACAAAAACAAAGAAAACAGAAGCAAAAUGUAACUCAGUCGAAAAGGGGAAAGAAACCAGCAAAAUCUGCAAUGGUUAUGAAACAGAUAAUACCUGAUGUCAUUGCAAUUGAUUCUGGAAAUGAGACAGAAAAUGACGCCAGAAUUUAUCCAACAAGAGAUAUCCUAACUCCAAAAAUCAAGUCUAGUAAAAGAACUGCUGAUGAGCCAAUGGGACCUUCUAGUGUUGUAAAUUUUAGUGCCAUUUCCAGUGUGAAUAUUGUAACAAAAGACACAUCUAUUUAUAGACCUAUAAGUGAAACCAAAAGUGUAAAUUUUAGUGCCAUUUCUGGUUUGAAUAUUGGUCAAAAAGACAUAUCUAUUUAUAGACCAUUAAGUGAAACUGAAAGUGAAGAUGGGAAUAGUGCUGGAUUUCAGAGAAAACAACAAGAAAAUGUUACAAUUGUACAGGGAGACAAAGUGAACAAUUUUAUUUCAACUGAUGAUGAUUUAAUCCCAGAUGCUUGCGGAAAUGUUCACAUGAACAAUGGACAAGUGAUGAAUGUUAGACCACAUAGUACAGAUAUAAUUAUUCAAAUACCACUGAAAGAUGGACAGAACCAGAACUCAUCCCAAAAUCAUAAUGUAAAACCAGUUCAAACUAAAAGUAGGAACUCUUCACAGAGUUUUGCUGUUAAACCAAUACAAACUGAAAGUCAGGCUUCUGUUCAGUCACAAAUCCCUAUUCAAGGACAUUUACAUAAUGAAUUCCCUAUUCGUGCACGGACACCUAUUGACCAGUUAGCCAGUGACUAUCAAGGAUUCAAUGUUUCUCCUUCAUGUCAGAAAUUUAUUGGUCAGUUUGGUUUAAAUCCAAAGAAUGACAAAUUUUCAGGGAAACCACUGAAUACUCAUAUUAAUUUAAAAAAUUCUGUUGAUCGGAAAACUACCUCAUCUUCUAAAGCAUCUAGUCCAGGUAAAUUAAGAAAUAUUAUGCCAAAGCCAUCAGUUGGUACUGGUAAUAUUGAUGGUUCACCGUUAAUGCCCGUCUUCUAUGAUAUCCAUCUUACAAAAGAUAGUUCUAAUGACACUUGUUCUUCAGAGGUUGAACAAAUUAACACAAUGGCUAAAAGGGCAGAUAUGGACAUGAUGAAUAAAUCUGGAUGUAAAACAAAAGCUGUUGAAACUUUGGUCAAAGCACAAUAUAGUGACAAUGAGUUAUCAACUGGUAGUUCAGAUAUUGAUGUUGAAGCCGAAUGGGAAAACCCGUGGAAGAAUAUUUCUGGUGAUGUAAGUGACAAUACACUUGUGAAUUCACCAAAUGUAACAGUUUAUGAAAAAAGUACAUCAGUAGAUGAGAGUUCACCCAAGAAAACAAUAUCAAACAAGGAUCCAGUAUCGAGCCAAAUUACCUCAAAACCAACAACAUUUAAACUGCACAGACAAUCUGAAACUAUUUAUAGUUCUAGCAAUACUCCAGUGACUGGUAAAUAUAUAAUGACUCCUCCAAAGAAAAGGAUAACAGCUUCUAUGAAAUGUGGAAGUGGUCUGUACUUUGUAUCUACUAACGAACAAAAAAAUACUGAGGCUUCGGAAAAGGUUUCAAAGACUAAAAGAACACCCAAGAAAACGUUAAGUGAAUUCACAAAUUUAAGACGAAGUCCAAGAUUAAGUUCCACGGCACAAAGUUGUGGGAAAUCUCCACAGCUGGUUGAUAAAGUAAAGAGAAACCUAACGGACAUACAGGAAGAUGGAAACUGUGAUAGGAUAAAGAGUGGAAACAAGAGACCAAGGGAAGAAUCAGACGAUAAUAUAAUGGGUACAGAAUCUAGACCUAAAUCAAGAAAGUUGAAGACACCAGUUGAUCUCAAGAAGUUGAAUGUUGAUAAAUUUCUAACCAAACUGUACAAAAGCUGAAGAUGAUCCCUGUUUAAAAGGAAAUUAUUUUUAAGUGAAUUCACACAACAAUUUCAAGCAUGGGAGAUAUGUGGACCUAUCAUGCAUUUAAUGCAAAAUGUGCAAUGAAAAUUUCUGUUAUGAUCAUGUUAUACAUGUACAAUGGAAAGAUGUUGAUAAUUUUAUUUACUGUUUAUGCUAUUUAUUUAUUUAUUUAAUACCAAUUAUUAUUUUCAAGAUAAAGGUAAUUACGAUUGGAAUACUUGUGGAUUUUAUAUUCCAGUUUGCAUUACUGCAAAUGUUUUAAGUAAAGAAAUCAAUUGAAUUUGAUGAGUCUGCAUCAUAGGAACAGUAUGAAAUGAGAAAAUCAUGUUUCUAUUGCAUUCAAUGAAAGUCUUGAUAGGUUAAAUAGACCUAUUGUUUUUCAACCUGCAUUAACAAUAUUGCAAAAAACAUUAAAAUUUAAUUCAGAAUUUAAACUUUUAAAAAUUCAAAAAAAUAGUAAGGAGGAAGUUAAUGUUGAAAGAAUAUAAACAAGUCAAUGUCAUCAGAUCUUGACCUUAUUUAAAUUCUAAAGUGGUCACGUUAAGUUUUCAUGAUUAAGCCUAUAACACUGUAUGAUAGAUUAAGUUUUUAAAAUAAACUUUUAUCUUUAUUUUAUAAAAACAUCAACUUUAUUUUGAAUAUAUUUUGCUACAUAUGGUAUUCAUCAAAAGGUCUCAUAUAACACUGACUGCAAUACUAGUACAAAUAUGAAACUUUUAAGUUUUGAUUUGGUUCACUUAUAACAAUACAAACAUUAGCUGUUGAGAGCUCUUUACUGAAUAUGAUAUCAGAGUUCACUGCUGUACUUAAUUCAAACUUAGACAUUUUAGUACAUUUAUUCUAGAUUAGAUUCUUUUAAAACUUGACCAAUGAAUGUAAUUAUCUUGAAAAUUGAACACAAUUUUGAUUUUACUUGAGUUAUUUUAUACUGUUUCUUUUAAUAGAAAAUAUAUUUUAUGAGUAUGACAAAAUUUGA
This is a messenger RNA of Mytilus trossulus (common blue mussel), 7454 nucleotides long. RefSeq names its product protein NPAT-like. The transcript has 12 exons. NCBI's taxonomy places the organism in Eukaryota, Metazoa, Mollusca, Bivalvia, Mytilida, Mytilidae. Gene Ontology annotation, molecular function: protein binding. The coding region runs from base 131 to 6454 and encodes 2107 amino acids. The record is from RefSeq and is a predicted model, not a curated record.